Molecule: messenger RNA, 7256 nt
Organism: Photinus pyralis (common eastern firefly)
Lineage: Eukaryota; Metazoa; Arthropoda; Insecta; Coleoptera; Lampyridae
Product: zinc finger SWIM domain-containing protein 8-like
Cellular component (GO): Cul2-RING ubiquitin ligase complex
Source: RefSeq, a predicted model, not a curated record
CCUCAUCUUGUAACACUACGUGCUCCGGUAUCCGAAUCAUUAUCAAGACUACAUAGAGAACAACUUCAGAAAUUUGCACAGUAUUUGAUAAGCGAAUUACCUCAACAAAUUUUGCCAACUGCUCAACGACUGUUAGAUGAACUUUUAGGAUCUCAACCAUCAGCAAUAAAUUCAGUAUGCGGGGCACCCGAUCCCACAGCGGGUGCUUCCGCCAACGAUCAGACCUCAUGGUAUUUGGAUGAAAAAGCGCUUCACGAUAACAUAAAGAAAAUAUUAAUAAAAUUUUGUGUACCGGCUCCUAUCGUGUUUAGCGACGUUAACUAUUUAAGCACAACUGCUCCACCCGCUGCAGCAGAAUGGACUUCAUUACUCCGUCCAUUAAGGGGAAGAGAGCCGGAAGGGAUGUGGAACUUACUUAGUAUAGUUAGGGAAAUGUUUAAGAGAAAUGAUCGCAAUGCAAUUCCAUUAUUAGAAAUUAUCACUGAGGAAUGUUUAGCUUGCGAACAAAUACUGGUUUGGUGGUUUAAUACUAAAGUCGCUUUAUUAAACGGUGGAUCAGGGCAUGGAGGUAGCGGCGGUGGAAAGCACAAUAAUGUGAAUAGCAAUAGUCAUGCUUCUCAGCAUGCUUGUUCUUCAUUGUGUGACGAAAUUGUUAUACUUUGGAGAUUGGCAGCAUUAAAUCCAGGUUUAGCGCCGCAAGAAAGAGAUAUGCUUCAUAAUCAAUUUUCAACGUGGCAUAUGAAAAUAAUGGAGAAGGUUAGCAAAAGUAGAUCAAAUUCAAAUCAGUCAAAUUCUAACAAAAAUGGUGGAUUCAGAAUGGAUCUGGAGGUGUUUACUGGAUUUAAACCUGCAAUUGAAGCUUGUUAUUUGGAUUGGGAUGAUUAUCCAAUGCCCGGAAUUACAUAUACACAAGACACAAAUCCGAUGUAUCAUUGUCCAUUUACGUGCUUUCGGCAUUCAGGAGAAAAUCGCCUAGAGAGCGUCACACAAGUUAACUCUAGUCAAGCUGUACUAAAUAAUGAACACCCACACACCAGUUCUCAUCAUAUACACAGCCAUCACCACCACCACCAUCACCACCAUCACCAUGGUGUGCGCUCAAGAAUGACUAGGUUCGAUUUUGCCGACGUUAUAAGUUUAAAUCCUGUUGAAUUCUCUUCCCAUCCGUCAUUAGAACGAUCUAGAGAUGGUACACGUUCUAGUAUUAGUAGUGAGGGUUUUUGCGAAAAUGAAGAUGAUGUAACAGUACUAAAGGGAGGUAGUGUGUUGCUUGGAGCAAGUUAUAAGUCUAUAGAUUCUGAUUCUCAAGAGGGCGGUGGCAGUGAUUCCGCCAGCAGUACUAGUAUUGAAUUAAAUUCUCAUAUUCAACAGUCAUCAAGCAGCGAUGAUUGUAACCUUAUGAAAAACACAGUAGCACAUGAACAUUUGAAGUUUGAUAUUGUUAAAAAAUCAGAAUUAGAGUGGACAUUAACAGGUGAUGUUCCAUCUUCAUCACGCAGACAUUCCAAAGAUGAAUCUUCCUCGUCAGAAUCUCCACAAUCAGGGGACGAAUAUAAUCUUUAUUUUUAUAACGCGAAAGAUAAUGGGGGUAGUGGGAAUGAUUCUCUUAAGGAUAUAAAAUUAACAGAAGAUGGUGAUGGUAAAUCGCAGCCACUAUUUGCGAAUAUCAAGCCCGCCGAUGAUCCGUGGGAUGUGUUAUUUGCACGAGCCGAGGGAUUACAUGCACAUGGUCACAGUAGAGAAGCUUGUACCCUUGGAGUUAAAUUAGCCGAGGAACUCUUAGCCAAUCCUCCAAACUUAAUGAUAGAAAUUCCUCCUCUGCCAAAGCGAAAAGGAAAGAAACAACAAGUUAACCCCGCUUCUCAUCAACUUAGCUGUUUGGCCUCUGCCACAUUGGCUAAAUGUGCGUUUCUUUGUAGCGUCUUAGCAGAAAAUUUGGAGCAUUUUCAUUUGGCGUUUCGGGUGGGCAUGUUCGGUUUAGAAAUGGCCAGACCACCUGCCAGUACUAAGCCCUUGGAAGUUAAGUUGGCAAAUCAAGAGUCUGAUUUAGUUAACUUGUUGAAACGUAUACCUUUGAGUCAAAAGGAAUUGAAAAUUAUUCGAGAGAAAGCGCAACAAUUUAAGGAAGGUACUUUAAAAUCCAGAGGCGAAGCUUUAUUACCGAUAAUGCUCGCAAGUUUCGUUUUUGACGCUCUAGCGAUGCCCACAGUUUUGGGACGCGAUAGAGGGAAAGUGCUAAGUAUUCGCUUGAUAUCUGAUGAGCCGCUCGGAUUUGAAGCCGCAGUUGCCGCUUUGGGUAUGAAGGCGAAUGUUUCUGAGGCAGAUCACCCUCUUUUGUGCGAAGGAACGAGACGACAAAGAGGCGAUCUUGCCAUUAGCUUGUUAGUGCAUUACAAGGAUGAUAAUUGGAGAAUGUCACGUAUUAUGGACAGAUUAUUGGAUAAAGAUAUACAUCAGCUGUUGAAGUCGCCCAUUGUCAGUUCAUAUUACUCCAAUAACCCUCCCAUCAGAAGUCAGUAUUCAAAUCUUAAACGUGAAGAAUGUGAAAAGGUUAUGUCACCAUUGGGUUCUUACGUUCCACCAACUGAUGUUUUGCCAGCAGAAAUAAGUACCGGCAGUCGCCCACAUAGUUCAACAAGUGCGGAAAUUGAAACGUGUAUGUCAAAUAUAAACUUGAAUGCAACUCCAGGAGCCAAUCAAAAUCCUGCACUGCAAGUAACAAGAACUAAAGAAUCACGUUACAAAAAAAGAGCUUACCCGUCUAUUCCAAACCAGCCAUCCGAGGCCGGCGCGCAUUUCAUGUUUGAGUUAGCCAAAACUGUCCUUAUUAAAGCAGGAGGUAACAGCAGUACAUCGUUGUUUACUCAACCGUCGACAAGUCAAAAUCAUCAUGGUCCUCAUCGCGCUUUACAUAUGUGCGCAUUUCAGUUGGGUUUGUACGCCUUGGGUUUACAUAAUUGUGUUAGUCCAAAUUGGUUGAGUAGAACUUAUUCCUCACAUGUAUCAUGGAUUACAGGACAAGCCAUGGAAAUUGGAGCAGCUGCAAUUUCAUUUUUAAUAGAAACAUGGGAAGGUCAUUUAACACCACCCGAAGCAGUUAGCAUUGCUGAUAGAGCAUCAAGAGGAUGUGACCCUAACAUGGUUCGCUCUGCAGCCGAAUUGGCCCUUUCUUGUCUACCUCAUUCACACGCUUUGAAUCCAAACGAAAUCCAACGAGCAAUACUGCAAUGCAAAGAACAAAGUGAGAUAAUGCUAGAACAUGCAUGCCUUACGGUCGAGUCGGCAGCGAAAGGAGGAGGUGUCUAUCCUGAAGUACUGUUCCAAGUUGCAAAAUACUGGUACGAAUUAUAUGUUAGGCACACUCCUGGUGGAGAGCUACUGCUUAUGGAAAAUGAGAUACCACACGAUGCACUUAUCGAUCCUCUAGUAGCUCUUGUUGAUCCUAAUGCUGGUGUGGAAAUACAACCUCAAGUAGGAACUGGAAUGCCACAACAAAAUGGUGCUGCAGUCAUUACUAACUCGGGCCCAGUUGUUGUAACUACCGCACCUCCUCCACCAUAUCAACAUCCAACAGUUACAACGUUAGCUCCUUUGGGAAUGUCGGUCCCAUAUGCAGUAGCCCCUUAUAGUUUUACUGUGCAAGGUUUGCAUCCUCAUCCACAUGUCAGUUAUGGGGGCCCUCUACACCCUCAUGCUGUUCAGUUACAUCAACAACCACCACCUCAUAUGCAAAUGUAUCUAUCGCCUCCUCAAUUUCAAUAUCCACCACACACAAAUAAUCAGCAAUUUAGCAAUGGACAGCAAUCAACUUAUUCUAGCCUACCUCCUGUACAACAAGGAGCUUAUGCGGUGCCAUCUAGUGCACCUUCACAAUAUCAACUACCUGCACCAGUUCAAGCAACUUAUGCUCCAAGUCAAGGUCCAUCGUAUACAAACAUGUCUUCUAAUUCAGGAACUCCUAUGCAAUCUAACAUACAAUAUUAUGGCACAGCUGUUACAAUCUCCCAGCCAUCAAAUUUGCGACCCACUUCAGUUCCUGCAGGGCACAUGUAUCCUUUGGCAAUUGCCACAAAUGCACCCGGUCCUGUACCACCACAACAAAUCGCGAGACCUCCCCCACAUCGGCAGCCACAACAAUUCAGUCAAGCUCAACUUCGGUAUUUGCUAGCGGCUUACAGAGUGGGCAUGUUAGCAAUGGACACUCUUGCAAGAAGAGUUCACGACGAUCGUCCCCAAGCAAAAUAUGCUCGUAAUCCACCUUAUGGGGAAGAUGUUAAGUGGUUAUUACGGAUCUCUAAGCAUUUAGGUACACAAUACCUACACCAAUUCUGCAUAUGUGCUGUUAAUUCUAUUGUGAGCCCAUUUGUCUUGCACGAUGUCGCAAUCGAGUCUGCCCAAUAUUUGUCUAGAAACAAUCCAGCUUUGGUUAUGCAACAUCUGCGAACUGCGCUAACGCCGUUAGUACAGAAAUGCCAGCAGAUGUAUAUACAGUGCAUGCACCAAAAAUUGUAUCACUUGACACCCGCAGACUAUGAAGAAUUUGUGAGUAUCGUCUGCGUUGCCAGAGCUGCGUUUCAAAUAACGCCAGAGGGCACAGCGCAAUUUAAGGAAUGGUUGCAGUCUAUCAGAAGGUCAAAAUCGUGCAAAAAAGAUUUGUGGUCCCAAAUAAACACAGCUCUACAAGCCAACAGUAAAUGACAAAGGUCAGUCCUAGGAUCCCAGUAUAGUGCUAGCUUUCACAGAGUUUCCCAGGAACAAGCGGAAGAAUCAGAUGUAUCAUCUGAGAGUUAUUCAAAUUCCGUAUCAAACAUGUGCUCCUAUCCAAUAUAUAUUAAUGCAGGUCUUCCGGCUACAGUGGCUGUUGUAAAUCCUGAUCAAUUAGAUAGAAAUUUAAGUUACGCUGGUCAAUUUUCUGUUGUCCAAGAUCGUAAUUUCGAGGUGCGAGUGACUGCUAGCAUCAAUGUGGAUGCCAGGAUCUAUUCCCACAUCAACGAACAACAACAUUAUAAACAUAAUAGUUGAGUGAAAGUAGUUGCGUGUCUUUGAACUUAAUUUUUGAUUUUUGGGACUUUUGAUCUAUAGCUCAUGCAUUUCAUGAUGGCAAGCUCAGGUUUCAAUCAUAUGCCUUCAUUAUACUCAAAAUAUUUUUAGCGAAGUAUUGAAUUUUACCCACGGUCUGUUCUUCUAUCUGUCUCUAAUUUGGUUAUCAUUUGAGUGUGUGGGUAUUUGCUGUUAUGUACAAACAUCACAUUCAAAAUUUACCUUAUAAGCAAUGAGUUUCGGAUGUGUGUUUUGCGAUUCAUUUAAUUAAAUUAUAAAUUCAUCUUAUUCUGAGAACACUUCAAUUAUAGUUGACACAAAUGUAACCAUUUAUAAAAUAUAAAUCAUAAAUAGUGAUACAUGAAAAACUCAGUGAGCAGUUUCCAAACUGAUGUAUCGUUAUUACCGGACGUAUCACACUUAAUCAGAUGUUGCUUGAAUCGUGUUAUUUUUAUAUAAAUAUUGUAAGUCGUACUAGCAGCUGAGAAGUGUUUCGUUGAUUUAAUUCUGGUGAUGUAGAAGAAAUGCGCCACAUCAGUUUUGAACGCAAAGGGUUUCGUCCAAUUUAAAUAUUACUAUGUCACUUGAAGUACUUCUGAAAUAGUUUAUGUGUCGAUUUAUAAAUAAUAUAUAUGUAUAUUUUUGCUGGAGAUAGGCUUAGCCUUGAAAGUAUGGUACAAAUUUUUGGAAAGUCACAUGCAUGAACAAGUAAUUUGUACUUCAAGUAAUAUAUAUAUUAUAUAUGAGCUGCACUUAUAUUGCUCACGAUCUGUUAACAAAUUUUUAACUGAUAGGUAACUUUUUAUAUAUAUAUGUAUAGGUGGUUAUAAAAUUUGAAAACAGUUGAGUCUAUGAUAACUACAGCUUCUUCAUUUAUCAUUAUAAUAUUUGUAAUUGUUUGACUGUGUUCUGCACAUGUAUUGUGUACAGUAUAAUUCUUAUUAGUGCAUGUGUUUAAAGCUAUUUAGUGUAAGUGUACAUUAUGGCCCAAUCCCAAUAAUGAUCUCAACCAGUGUAAUAGUAUUGCAUUUUAAAGUGAUUCAGAUUACAAAAAUUGUGCUUGGUUUCAACAACGUUUCUGGAAAUAGACCAAAUAAAUAGUAAUUGGAGUUUUGAAAUUAAUCUGUGCCUUGAAUUUUAUAAAAAUUAGCAAAAAUAAAUAUCUCUGAUAGCAAAUAUUUAAGGAAUUAAAAUUCACAUUUAUUUGUAACCGAGCACGAUUUUUGACUAUGCAGGUGAAUUCUCAUUUUGAUGAUUCUGAUGGUCUCGUUAUAUAUAUAUAGUUAAUUUUUUAUCGAUUCAAUUGGUUAUUAAAUAUGGAAAUAUAUGUAUAUUAAAUAAUUUCAUAUACACUAAUGUGUAAUUAACAGUACUUUAUUAGUAUAAUUUAAUACGUUUGACGUAAUUUAAUUUGUAAAAUUUAUUUCAGUAGUUUUAAAAACAUGAAAUAUGAAUUGUGUUAAUUUGUUUUGUAAUAUCAAUAAUGAUCAUUACAACAUAUUUGGCAUUUUAAGUUGUUAAAUUUUGCGUUGUGCGUAAUACUAAAAUAAAUUUCUAAUUUUAAUUAAUAAUUAUAAAAGAUUAAAUAUAUUAUAAAAUUUUUAGGUACGUAAUUAGUAUUAGUUAUAAUUUUUCAGGAAUGCGAAAUAACGACAAUGAUUUACAAUUCCAAAGUUGCACAAUGUAUGCACUGCACGAAUUAAAUUAUAUUUGAUGUAUGUGUUACGACCAAAGUAAUUAAUAGGGCUAUUAUUCAUAAUGACCGGUCAAUGUGAUAAAUUUGGGGUGCAUUUCCUUUUAAAACUUAGGGGAAACAUUUAUGAAACUGAGAAGAUAUUUAAAAAAUCAUUCAACAUGUCACAAUUAUUCACAUUGACCAGUCAUUAUGAACAACCGCCGCAUUAAUAAAUUUGACGGUAGCAUAUGCAUAACAUAAAUGAGAAGUAGGAUUAUAUUUAUUUUUAAUAAAUCUGCUAAUAAUUAAAAAAAUGUGUUUCGUAAAAUUACUGCUAGGUUGAACAUCUGUGCAACUUUGAACCUAAAUUAAAUUAACCAAUAUUUUAUGCCAUGUAUGUUGCAGUACAAUGUAAACUAUCGGAAUCUGUACAUCAUAUUUCCACUAGUUUUAAUGAAACGAGAGAAUAAGGGCUGAUUUGUAAAAUGUAUAGAAAAUGAACAUUACAGUUAGCUGUCAAUCAUUAAAUAUUGAUGUCAAA